Messenger RNA from Rosa chinensis, 1099 nucleotides. RefSeq lists its product as uncharacterized. The transcript has a single exon. The record is from RefSeq and is a predicted model, not a curated record. The coding region runs from base 201 to 971 and encodes 256 amino acids. Lineage: Eukaryota; Viridiplantae; Streptophyta; Magnoliopsida; Rosales; Rosaceae.
UUCACUUCUCUCCAAGUAAUAGCCUUCACCACCAAACACACACUCCCCCAAAACUCUCUCCCAGACUCCCACGCACUCACUCUGUACGGUCCAAUCCACACUAUUCCAUAUCGAUCUUCAAUCCAAAUCCCAUCUCUCCUUCCAUAUAUCGAUCUUCCUCCACUUCAUUUCACUUCCUCUGUAAACAUAUUCUCUCUUUAAUGGACUCGUGCAGUUUCGACAACGUCAAGGCGGAGAAAGCCAGCGCCAUGCGGAGGUACAACCGUCUCCGCACCAUCGCCAGGCUUUUCCGCCUCGCCGAGCUCUGCGUCGCCGCCGUCUUGCUCUCCUGGACCUUCACUCGCCUCCCCUUCGCCCUCCGCAUCUCCCUCGACUACCUCCGCCUCUUCUCCGGCGUCGUUUCGAGCCCUCUCUUCGUCUUCCUCGUCUGCAACGCCAUCAUCGUCUCUCUCUUCGCCAAGUCCCGCAACGUCACCGCCUCCGCCUCGCCUCAGGAUCCGAAGGACGACGUGGAGACUCAACUUUACGAUGAGUUCACCAACAACUGCGGCGGAAAGAUGUCGAACUCCGGUGACGACGUCCUCUCCAGUGUGAAAGAGGAGGUUGUGUAUCAGGACAAGCAGAUCAUCUCCGAGGUGAACGCCGCCGAUCCUAAACCUGAAACCGACCCGAACUCCGGCGCUGAGUCAGACUCGGACUCGGAUUCGGGUUUGGAGUUUCCGAAAGCUAUCCGGAGGACGAAGUCGGAGAAGUUCGAGAGAGUUGUUCCGGCGAAGCUAAAAAGGUCGGACACGGAGCAUUGCCGGAAAAUGCUGAGGUCCGGCGAGGAAACUGUGCCGGAAGAUUUCGAUCCAGAGGACGACUUGAGCAACGAGGAGUUUCAGCGCGCCAUUGAAGCUUUCAUUGAGAAGCAGAAGAGGUUUCGUCAUCAGGAAGAGUCUCUGGCCAUUGUGCUUCAAAACCAGAGCUGAUGAUUAAAAAAAUAAAUAAAAAUAGGAAGAAAGUUAAAUGUUAUGAUUCUACGGCUAUUUAAUUAGUGUUAAGUACAGUAAUUUUUCAUCAAAUUGGGGUUAAAUUAACAAGUUUACCACUUCUUUAA